AUGAAUCCAUAUUACUCCCCUUCCACUCCGACAAAACCAUCACAUUAUAUAUUCAAAACUAAUGCAAACAAUAAUAACAGCAUCAUUGGUAAUUUCCCACCCAUUAUUUCAUAUGAUGCAUACCCUAUUUAUAAAAAAAGAGUGGUGAAUACCCCAAAUUUAAAUGUUAUAGGAAAUAUCAAUAGUGAGAAAUUUUAUAAAAAUAAAAGAAAAAUAGAUAUGCAUAAUAGUAAUAAUAUAAAUCUAAUUAAUAAUUCAAUAAAUAAAUAUAACACAACAGGAAAAAAUAAUAUGUACAAAUUUAAUUAUAUUAAAUCAUUGCCAAGAGAAACACAUAUAUCGAUAAUAAAAAAUAAUAGGGAAAAAUAUUACACAUCUAAAGAAAUAAAUUAUCAUAAAUAUAUCCCAAAAAUGAGAAAUACAAGGCCAAUUUAUUCAUUUAAUAAAAACUCAAGUGGUUAUAAAUCAAGUCAUGGAAGAAAUACAAAUAUAAAUUUUGAAAAUGCUCUUGAAAAUAAAUAUUGCAAAAAAAUGGAGAACAAUGGGGUAAUUGAUUUACGAAGUGUAUAUAAACAUGGUAAAAUAGAAAAAAGAAUAAUAAAAUUAAAAAACAUUAAUUGUAAUAUUACAAAUACAAUGAAAACUGAAUAUAAAGCUGCAGGAAUAUUUGUUGUUAAAAAAAGUAUAGAAAAUUCACAAAAUAAUGUCAACAACAAAAUAAAUAAAAAUAAUAUAAAUAUAGAAAUAUUAUUAGGAUUUGAUCCUUUAAAAAAAAACCAAAUAACUAAAGAAAUCGAAAAUAUGCCAUCAAUGAAAAAAGGACUACUAAAUAUUUUAGGAGGUAAAAGAGAUGGUAACGAACAAAAUCCUUUAUUAACAUCUUUUCGAGAAUUUAGUGAAGAAAAUCUUUAUACUUAUAAUAUGUUUUUAUCCUAUUUUAGUUAUUAUUAUUAUGUUAUGGCAAAUAUAUCUAACCAAUAUCAACCAGAAAAUAAUGGAAAGGAAGAAAAAACAAAAUGUGACGAAAUAAAACAAGCCAAACAAAUAACUAAGAAUACUCACGAACACGAUAAUUUAUAUUCAUCUUUUUUAGAAACAAACUUUUUAAAAGAUAUAAGUAAUUUACCUGCUCAAGAAAAAGAACGUAUUAUUAAUUUGCAUAUAAAUAAUUUUUUAAUAUAUUUCAAAGAACAUUGCUUAAAUAUAAAAGAAAAUCACAGUUACAUAUAUAACUGCUCUUAUCCACCAAGUUAUAAAAAAAAAUUGGAUGAAAAAAAAGAACCCCCCAAUGUAAAGGAAACAGAACAAUUGGAGGAAAAAGAAAAAAACAAACAAUACGAAAUUUUGGAAAGAAUACAUAAAGGAAUAAAUAUAUUAAAUAAAAUAAAAAUGGAUAAUAAAUACAAUUUUAAGUUAUAUUAUGAAAACGGGAAAUAUAAUGUAUUUUUUUAUGAUUGCACAUUUUAUGAAUGUAAAAAUAUUUUACAAUAUAUUAACAACUUCUUUUGGGAAAACUACGCUUCUUUAUUUAAUAUCAUUAUAAAAGAAAAUCUAGAAUUCUUAACCCAAAAAAAAAUUGAAAAUAAUAAAGAUCAUGUGCCAUAUACCAUGCAUCAAGUGCAAUUUAGUCAUCAAAUCGAUGAAGCAUUAUAUACAAAAAUAAUGAAUAUUAUAAAAAAAAAUAAUGAAAAUAUAUCUUUUAAUAAUUCUGAAAAAAAAAAUAAUAUAUAUGAUUAUUCACCAAAUAAUGAAAAUGAAGAAAUGAACACUGAUUUUAUGAACGAUGUUACAUGGGUUAGUCUAUCAUCUUUAUUAUUAUUUCUAAUAAAUACAAAAUGCUUUGAAGAUAUUUCAAUUGAAAUAUGGAAAGUGUAUAGUACAUUGUAUGAAAAUGGGCCUAUUGAAAAUAGCGAUAUAGGAAAUAAAAAUAAAGUUGUUAUGAUUGAUGAAGAAAAAGAAUCAUAUAUAUCAAAAGAUGUUGUUUUAAAAGUUCAGAAUUUAUAUAAAAACAUACAUAAUACUUUAAAAAAAUUUAAAAACGCCAAUAAAUAUAAAGAAUUAUUAAUUCUUUUAUUUUCACCAUUUAAUACAAAACUAAAUUUAGAAAACAUGAACAAUGUAACCAAUGAUAUAUAUAAAGAUUCAUUCCGAAAUUUUUUCGAAUAUUUAAUAACGUCGCCAGAAAUUUGGAUUUUUCUUUUUCUUAAUUUAGUUAGUACUUUCCCAUUGUGA
This is a messenger RNA of Plasmodium berghei ANKA, 2232 nucleotides long. RefSeq names its product conserved Plasmodium protein, unknown function. NCBI's taxonomy places the organism in Eukaryota, Apicomplexa, Aconoidasida, Haemosporida, Plasmodiidae. The coding region runs from base 1 to 2232 and encodes 743 amino acids. The record is from RefSeq and is a predicted model, not a curated record. The transcript has a single exon.